Protobothrops mucrosquamatus (brown spotted pit viper) is the source of this 2434-nucleotide messenger RNA. It is a transcript of the gene GRAMD1C, whose product is annotated as GRAM domain containing 1C. Gene Ontology annotation, biological process: intracellular sterol transport. NCBI's taxonomy places the organism in Eukaryota, Metazoa, Chordata, Lepidosauria, Squamata, Viperidae. Gene Ontology annotation, cellular component: plasma membrane; endoplasmic reticulum membrane; endoplasmic reticulum-plasma membrane contact site. The record is from RefSeq and is a predicted model, not a curated record. Gene Ontology annotation, molecular function: sterol transfer activity; sterol binding. The transcript is spliced from 17 exons. The coding region runs from base 1 to 1938 and encodes 645 amino acids.
AUGGCGGCAAACUUUAUCCUGGACCAGCGCUACAGCAGUAAAGACUCUUGUCCUGGAUUCUGUCAGUUGGAGUUUCUUAAACGGUGGGAUCCUCAACAGGCCUUCUCUGUUGGCACGAGUAGGAUCUCAAGUUCUACUUACAAAUAUCGGAAUGAAGAAUUCAAGAAACAAUUCUCACACCUGCCAGAUUUGGAAAGGCUCGUAGUGGAUUAUGCCUGUGCCCUCCAAAAAGAUAUCCUCCUUCAAGGACGCUUAUAUCUGUCUGAAAACUGGAUCUGUUUCUACAGCAACAUCUUCAGAUGGGAGACUAUGAUUUCUAUCGCUCUGAAGGACAUAACCUUCAUGACAAAAGAGAAGACGGCUCGGCUUAUUCCAAAUGCUAUCCAAAUUGCUACAGAAGGGGAGAAGUUUUUCUUCACUUCCUUCAGUGCCAGAGACAGAACCUACCUCAAUAUAUUUCGAUUAUGGCAAAAUGCAUUGUUGGAGAAGAAAUUAACCAAACAGGAAUUCUGGCAGCUUGUACACCAGAGCUAUGGCUCUGAGCUUGGCUUGAAUAUAGAAGAGAUGGAAAACAUUUAUGCAUCAUCUGAAGAGAAUGGACAAUUAAGAUCUAACCUUAGUGAUGAAUCUGGAGAUAAGGAACCAGCUAAAGCUGUUGGUCUAGUUCAAGAAUCCACUGCUCAGACUGAAGAUGAGACAGAAUUUCUUACUGGAAAUUCACUUUCAGAAGUUGCUGAACCAGAGGAAUGUCGUUAUGAUAAACAAGACAAGAGAAAUUCUUUGAUUCCUUUAGAAAGGAAGCUUUCUGAUGUUGUACCACAAAAAGUUUCAGUACAAUCCUUGGAUGUAAAUGAGAAUUUUCCUAAGGAGAAGAGCAGUGCCUCUGAAAGCGAUGAAGACGCUGAGGAAGCCAUCCUCAAGCGUGAACUCCAUGGAAAACUCUUUAUUAAUCACAUUUACCGUAUUGGUGCAGAGAAGAUGUUUGAAAUGCUUUUCACUAAUUCCCAUUUCAUGCAGGCAUGUCUCAGGACUAGAAAUAUAACAGAUAUUGUAUCAACUUCUUGGAACCAAGAUAAUAGAGGCAAUCAACUCAGGACCCUGACUUACACAAUUAUGCUUAACAAUCCACUUAUUGGAAAAUUUACAACUGCAACAGAAAAACAGAUGCUGCAUAAACGAAGCCACAAAGAUCGGUCAUAUCAAGUAGACACAGAGGUGGUGACACACAAUGUACCUUACCACGAUUACUUCUACACUGUGAGCAGUUAUAGUAUCUCUCAUAUGUCCAGUCAAAAAUGCAGACUCCGGAUUUCCUCAGAUGUGAAAUACAAAAAACAACCGUGGGGGCUUGUCAAGAAUAUAAUUGAGAAGAAUACAUGGGGAGGUAUCCAGGAAAAUUUUAAACAACUUGAAUCAGAAUUACUAAUGGAAGAAUAUGCAAUAAACAAACCUAUUGAGGAUCUUGCAAAACUUGAAGUCCUAAGAAGAAGAAGAUGGAUUUUACAGCGGAAUGCAGAAGAGAUACUUCCUAAACACUCUAUACAAGAUUCUAUAGAAGACAAAACAACAAUAGCUCUUGGGAAUGUAGGAACAAAGAAGAAUGUUACAAAUAAAACCAUCACCAUCAUAGUGGGAAUGAGUAUUUUUUUAGUUCUACUGGUUUUUCUGAAUGUGGCACUGUUCCUGAAAUUGUCAAAGAUCGAACAUGCAGCUCAGUCAUUGUACCAUGUUCAACUUCAGGAAGAAGUGUCGACAACUCUAGCCCUUAACGUGGCAUCAAAGGAGAAAACUCAUCGUAACAUGAAUCAAGCCCAACAUAUGAAAGGGGUGUUAAAGGAGUCUAUAGCAUUGCUUGAACAGCUGAAGACCUCAUUGUCUAUGCUCCAGCGUAGUUUUGAUCAUCUAAACACAACCAAAGACGGGAAGCCUGAAAGUUGAUGUCAACAAAGUCAGCUACUAAGAAAUGAAAAUACAAUAAAAAAUAUAUUGCUGUGAUAGUAAAGCUGCUUCUUUACAGUUUUUUCAUCACAAUACUUUAACAUAUAAUAAAUAUUGUUCUGGAAUAAGCUUCUUUAAAAAAGAAUUUUCUUGUGAAUUUGUGAAUCUUUGUGAAUGUUCCUGACCCACUUGAUGUCUUAUAUGUGUGUUUCUUAUGUUUGUGUGUGUGUGAAAACACUUUCUUGAGCUGUGAAUAUUGAUGGAAAUGACUGAUUGAGAACACAAUGAGAGCUGAUAAUUAUAUAUACAUUGCAGAUAUACACUUCAGCAAAGCACCGCACUGUAUAAAGAAAUAAACACUGGAUUUAGAUGGGAACAAUCUUAAGUGUUAUGAAAGAUGCAAUACAAAAUGUUUGGUUUAUCACAUGCAAAGUUUUUCUCAUCUUCUUCCUUGUAUUUAUGUAACAAAUCUUCAAAAAUAAAUUGUUGCAAUGUU